Messenger RNA from Coffea arabica (coffee), 625 nucleotides. NCBI's taxonomy places the organism in Eukaryota, Viridiplantae, Streptophyta, Magnoliopsida, Gentianales, Rubiaceae. The record is from RefSeq and is a predicted model, not a curated record.
ACUCUCUCUCUUUCUCUUCAAAAUCCCCAAUUUUUGCAUUUAGGGUUUCACAAAUCGUCAUCUUUGUAAUCAGCGACCGACAUAAUCAAGCAUUGCGAAGAGCUUAAUUGCAGUUGUAAGGAGAAUUACGAAGCGGGAUUUGCGAUGCCGCGAAGAUGAGAGGAGAGGUACGACGACGAGAUGAUAACGGCGGAGAUUGCAUUUCAUUGAUGAUUUGCCAGAGGAAGAUGAUAAGGGAGAGGAGGAAGACCAUGAUGAUGAGGAUUACGGCGGUGGCAGUGGAAAGAGGAAUGCAAAGAAGAGGUCGGGGUCUCAUUUUUUUGAACUUGAAGCUGAAGUUGAUAGUGAGGAAGAAGAAGAUGAGGAGGAAGGCGAAGAUGGUGGUGUUCAUAAAAACGGCUGUAGGAAGCAUGACAGUUGAAGUGCCAGAGGACAAGCUAAGGAAGUAUAUGAGUUGAUUCGAGUACCAAGAUUGGUUAAAAAGAGUAAGAGCAACAACUGCAGUUACUUUGUUAUGUUUUUUGUUUGAAAUCAGCUUUAUUGUCACAUUCCUUUCACCAGUGAUGCUAAAACUGCAUGUAUGUUGUUAACUGUUCUGAUUGUUAUCGAGAAUAAUUUUUUUCAA